AUGUCUCAUAGUCAUUCUCAUAGCCACAAACAUGGUGACUAAGAGUGCCAUGAACAUUAAAUUCAAGAUGGAAUACAUAUUUGUGUCCAUAAUAUUGAACCUUUAAUAAACCUUUAAUCAAAUCAAUUAUUAGAAAAAUAUGUAGGAGAAAAAUGGAAAAAUGCUGUGACUUUAAGGCUCUAUCUUUACGCUGAAAGAAUAGGCUCUAAAGGAUGCUAGCCUUUAGUUGAUUCGCUUUCUUAAAAUUAUUAGCUAUAAGAUUUAUUAAUUGACUUAAGGCAAAUUAUUAAUAUUAAAUAAAUACUUAAGUUAUUAGAUUAUAUUAUUAAUAGCAAUAACAAUAUUGGAAGUGAGGGCUGUAUAGCACUUGGAGUUGGUUUAUCACAUAUUGUCAAUCUAAAGAAGCUAUCUUUAAAUCUUUUUAAAAAUAACAUUUUAGAUGAUGGAUUUAUAUCUUUGCUAAAUAGUCUGUCUGAGGCUCCUAAAUUAAUUGAUUUUGAACUUUAUAUGACAUCAAAUUAGAUAAAACUUGCUUAUACACUGCAUAAACUAAAGAUGGUAUUAUAAAAAUUUAAAUAGUAAAUAAAAGUAAAUCUUUCUAUGAGUUUUAAUUAGAUUUCAGAAAAAGACUAAAAAUAGAUACGAAAUUUCUUUAUAAGAAAUACAAGAAAUUCUUACAUUUCAAUUUUAAAUAUUAAAUUUUGA
Messenger RNA from Tetrahymena thermophila SB210, 705 nucleotides. RefSeq lists its product as hypothetical. The transcript is spliced from 5 exons. The record is from RefSeq and is a predicted model, not a curated record. Lineage: Eukaryota; Ciliophora; Oligohymenophorea; Hymenostomatida; Tetrahymenidae.